AACAUAAUCCAACAGUGAAACAAAGUAGAAACACAAAAGACAAAUCAAAAUAAAAAAAAAUUUUAAAUUUGAAAGUUAAAAUUUUGAUAAAACUAAAACAGAAGUUAAUAGAUUAAAGUUUAUUAUUUUGAAAGUGUUAGAAAAAAAAAUUAGAAAUGUUCUUCAAAGUGCCCACAAGUGUUUUAUAUUUGACUUUUGCCAGCGUGUUGAUUGUGAGUCUGUAUUCGACACCGGCCCUGGCUAAACCAUGGGAUUUGUACGAUGAUGUUAGUGCUUUCUUUGAUACCAUGUCAUUGGAUGAUGUACCCGGUGCUAAAGAUGCUAAUCAAAUGGAACCCAAAGAAUUCUGUCGUAUGCCCGCCCGUAAGGGUGUGUGCCGUGCUCUAAUACCACGCUGGAGUUAUGAUGCAAACAAGAAAGAUUGUGUUGAAUUCAAAUUUGGAGGUUGUGAUGGGAACGAAAAUAAUUUCCCCAGCUAUAAGGCCUGCAUGUCCACCUGUCAGGGCAUGUAAAUCACCUAUUUAAAACUUUUUCUUUGCUUUACAAAGACAUCCAAAAAUUUUAUCAACCAAAUUAUUUUAAUUUUAAGUUUUCUUAUUUUUAAAAAACAAUUUCAUAUUGAAUGUUUUAAUUUAAUUAUUUUUAGUUAAUAAGUCUUCUUUUUUCGUGUGAUAAUCAGAAAAUGUUUUAUUUUUAAGUUUUCUUUUAUGCAUUUCAUGGAAAAUGGUAAUCAUAACCCGAUUAAAUAUUUGUAGAU
Lucilia sericata (common green bottle fly) is the source of this 757-nucleotide messenger RNA. RefSeq names its product kunitz/BPTI-like toxin. NCBI's taxonomy places the organism in Eukaryota, Metazoa, Arthropoda, Insecta, Diptera, Calliphoridae. The transcript has a single exon. Bases 156 to 512 code for a protein of 118 amino acids. The record is from RefSeq and is a predicted model, not a curated record. Gene Ontology annotation, molecular function: serine-type endopeptidase inhibitor activity.